GGAAAGUGGAACUUUCAAUUGGUAUCAGAGCCAUUAAAGCUUAAGAUACUAGCUUUAAAGAUCAGACAUGGGAGACAUGGAAGAAGGAGCGAAUGUACAACGGCCACCACUGCUGAGAGGACCAAACUACAAUUUCUGGAAGGGGCGCAUGAAGGCAUUCUUGAAAUCACAAGGUGGAAGAGUCUGGAGAAGCGUAGAAACUGGCUGGCAGGUUCCUACAAAGACAGUUGAAGGAUCAGAUGCAAAAAUUCCCAAAACAUUUGAGGAAUACUCAAAGGAGGAAGCUGCAGCUGCUGAAUGCAAUGACAAAGCCUUAAAUGCAUUAUUUGGAGCGGUGGACAGCUCUGAAUACAGACUCAUUGCAAAUUGCACUGAAGCCCAGAAGGCUUGGAAGAUCCUUGAGACAACCCAUGAAGGAGAUGAGAGAGUCAAGACAGCAAAAUACCAAAUUCUCAUGACAAAAUUUGAAAAUCUCAAAAUGGAAGAUAAGGAGAGUAUCACUGAAUUCCAUGGCAGAGUGAGAGUUUUAGCAAAUGAAGCAGAACGCCUUGGAAGACCUUUUGAAGAAGACAAUCUUGUCCUAAAGAUUUGCGAGCAAACUGUUGAGAAGCUGCAACAUGAGCUGAGCCAAAAGGAAACUGAAAAUGCCAAUCUGAGACAUGAACUUGAUCAUCAUAUGAAGUACCAGAAGUGGAUAAACAAAGCAGGAGCAGGAAGUUCACAAGAAUGGAUGCUGAGCACAGAGGCAAAAGCCAUUGAACAUCAAGUGGACAUCUCCAAGAUAGCAACUAUGGUGAGAAGCAAGACUGUCAUACCACGGAAAUUCAAUCAUCCUAGGGCAUCCAAACCACAGCCCUCCUGGUUCAAAAAAUAUUGCCAAGUUCGCCAGAAACUUCAAGAAACAAAGGAGGAAGAGGAACCAGUGGUAAAUCAGGGGACUUCAGUACAUGACACCCACAUGCAACAGCAAGAAGACGAUGUAGCACAUCUCCCAACUCUAGAUCUGCCCCAGGUGCUGCUCAUAGAAUUUCACAAAUCUGAGGAAGAAGUAGAGACAGUUGCGGUGCCAAAGUCAGAUUCAGCACCACCCUUCAACACGACAACCCAGUCACCACCAGAUGCUCAAGUUCAAGCAGACGAAGAGUUUAUCCAGAUCCUAGAUGAAGAACCACUUGUUGCAGUCUCAGAAGUCCCAUUUCAGGAAGAAUCUGCAGAGAAGAAGAGCAAAAAGAAAGUGACUCCCAGUACAAUUCCUCAGCGAAGAUCUAAAAGAAACUUGAAGCUGGAGGAAGAUCCAAUUUCAGAAGCACCACCCCAGAAGAAGCAGUCAAAUUCAUCUACCCCUAUGAGCUCUGCAGUAGAUGUCACACCAGUUGUAAAAACAGGAAAGUCUCCUCACUCUCGCUUUGUUUCCUCAAAAGCUAAAUCUCUUUUCAGUAGUGUGCACAAGAAAUCUAUUAUUGUUCAAAGAAGAAUUGAUGUGGAGGAUUUUAAACUCAAGACCAAUCUGAUUCCUCUCCUUGAAAAAUCCAAACUGAUGAAAUCUGUCACUCUUCAAGGGUCAUUUGUGAAAUCUGUUAUCUGUGAGUUCUACUGCAACCUGUCUGAAUCUGGUGCUGAUUCUGCUGACCCCAUGUUUCAUAAGGUGUUCUUGCGUGGAAGGACCUAUAAACUCUCCCCUGCUCUUAUCAAUACUGCUCUUGACCUUACCCCUAGCAAAAAGGAUACCAACAUCUCUGAAAAGAACAUGUGGUUAGACCUCACAAAUGGUCAAAGAGCCUCCCAGUCAAGCAAAGCAAAAAUUUCCUCCUCAAUCCUCAAAAGUUCCUAUGCUAUUUUAUUAAGGGUUGCAGCACUUCACUGGCUUCCUACUACACACACCAACACUGUUUCCAAGAUUAUGGCCAGACUUCUCUACAAGAUUAAGCACAACAUUCCUUUUGACCUAGGACAACUAAUCUUUGAUCAGAUAAUGCUCUUUGCAGCUGAGAAAUACAAGGUCAACUCCAUUGGGCUUCCCUAUCCAACACUUCUCUACAGUCUACUAGUCUCACAAGGGUUCAGCAAAGAAGAAGAUGAGGAGGAAGAACUAGAAGAGCCACCACUCCAAGUGGACAGCAGACACAUGGAGGGAAAACACUACAAUGACAUGGAGGUUGCUGCUUCAACAACUGCAAAACACAAGGAGACACCCUCUUUGGUGAGAUUCUUGGAGCAGAAAGUGAUGCAGGUUAAGGAGGAGCUAGCCAGAACCUCACAGCUGAAAGAGAAACUGGAGCUUGAGAAGGGUCAGUUGGUGGUGUUGCUGUGCCAGGCUAGGGAGGCGUAUCCAGAUGAGGAGCACACGGACUCAGCAGAGGAGAUUGUUGAGAGCACUCAUUCUGAUGAACAGGAGAGUCACACUGAAGGGGAGAGAGUAUGUGUUUUGCUCACUUGUGACUUGCUUGUGGAUUUCACUGGUUUGUUUAGGUUUGAUGCUGUUGGAUUUGCUUUAUGGUUCUUGUGACAUGUUCUAUUGCUCAGUAUGAUCUAUGCUUGCUCUUAUGCACUUCAUUCUCAAGUUUAUAUUAUGCACGAGGGUCUUGUGACGGAUGUAGGUACAGCUCUGUGUUACACUCUUUAGGUAUUCUAUGUCAUAGUGUACCUACUCUUGAUCGGUUGAAUGUUACUCUUCAAAUCUUUGCCCCAAUUUUUAAAUAAAACUUGGCAUUUUUU
Cuscuta campestris is the source of this 2715-nucleotide messenger RNA. Lineage: Eukaryota; Viridiplantae; Streptophyta; Magnoliopsida; Solanales; Convolvulaceae. The record is from the annotation of a GenBank genome assembly.